UUCCCAUUAUUACAGCUUUUCUCCCCACUAGCUACUGCUACUGGAGCAUAUAUAUAUAUUAAUGUUAUGAGUAAUUAAUUAACUCGUAUAUGUAUACAUACAGUUAAUUUGGAGAAAUGAGUUAUUCGAGCGUUGGUGUGAGUCCAGGGAAUGGAAAUGCUGGUGACACGAAGCUAGUGGUUGAUAGAAGGUUGAGAGUUGCUGAGUUAAUAUUAAGAAGUGCGAUAUUUGGGUUGGCACUUGUUGCUGCUCUUCUUGUGGCAACUGAUAUUCAAGUAAAAGAAAUCUUCACCAUUCAGAAGAAAGCCAAAUUCACGGACAUGAAAUCCCUUGUGUUUUUGGUGGUGGCAAAUGGGAUAGCAGCAGCGUAUUCAGUGAUGCAGAUAUUGAGGUGUGUGGUGGGUAUGGUUAGAGGAACCAGUGUGCUCUUCAACAAGCCCUUGGCAUGGCUUAUUUUUUCUGGUGAUCAGCUUAUGGCUUACACGAUUGUGGCUGCAAUAGGUGCCUCGACUCAAUCAGCUGUGUUUGCAAAAUUUGGAGAGCCACAACUUCAAUGGAUGAAAGUAUGCGAUAUGUAUGGGAAAUUCUGCAACCAGGUUGGAGAAGGGAUAGCAAGCUCAGUCUUUGUUUGUGCAAGCUUGGUCAUUGUCUCUGGUAUAUCGGCAUUUAGCCUCUUCCGUUUGUACGGUGGAAAUAAAAGAAGCAAGACAAGCACAAGUUGGUAAAUCAGGAGUCAACCAAAAGCUUUUCUUUUUGAUGGAUUUUGGCUAUGGAGAUCGUAUAAUCAUUAGCCUUUAAGAUGUGUUACAGUGUUUUACCUUUUGAUUGUGAAAUAAAAGAGGUGGGGGUAGGGGUUGGGGUUGAUCAGGGGGUACACUACAGGCUUGCCUACUUUUGUAUUUGAACUUGUGUAGUCAAAAAUGAAAACGAAAAAAUAAACGUUAUCGGUUUGCAAAGUAGAUUAAAA
Messenger RNA from Erigeron canadensis, 967 nucleotides. Its product is annotated as CASP-like protein 2B1. Lineage: Eukaryota; Viridiplantae; Streptophyta; Magnoliopsida; Asterales; Asteraceae. The record is from RefSeq and is a predicted model, not a curated record. The transcript is spliced from 3 exons. The coding region runs from base 117 to 725 and encodes 202 amino acids.